AUGGAGCAUGUUAGGGUGGUCCUCAUACACCUGCUCCAGAAUCACCUUUACGUCAAAGCAGAGAAAUGUGAGUUCCAUCAGCAUCGCAUCUCUUUCCUGGGCUACAUCAUUAGUUCUGAAGGUGUCAGUAUGGACCCAUCUAAGGUCUCUGCGGUCACAUCUUGGCCCACGCCCACAUCAGUUAAGGAGCUUCAACAUUUUCUAGGUUUUGCCAACUUCUAUUGUCAUUUUAUUCAGGGUUUCAGCUCCAUCACCAUCCCACUAACUUCACUACUCAAGAAGGGACCCAAGCACCUUCAAUGGAACCCCACAGCAGAAGCAGCUUUUGGUCAUCUCAAGCAAGCCUUCACCUCAGCUCUCAUCUUGCAGCAUCCAGAUCUGUCCAAACCUUUCACUCUGAAGGUCGAUGCAUCUGACAUGGGAGUAGGGGCUGUGCUAUCACAACGUUUUGGGGAAAAACAAACUCCAUCCAGUAGCAUUCUUUUCUAA
Molecule: messenger RNA, 489 nt
Organism: Neoarius graeffei (lesser salmon catfish)
Lineage: Eukaryota; Metazoa; Chordata; Actinopteri; Siluriformes; Ariidae
Exons: 1
Coding region: 1-489 (162 amino acids)
Source: RefSeq, a predicted model, not a curated record